UCAUAAUGUUUUCUCCCACCGCUUCUUCAGGCCCUGUGAUUAAUAAUAUUGCUGCUGGGAACUGGCAAGGAGAUUUGGUCGUCAAAUUACUGUUGAGAGAUAGGCGAGAAAAGGCAUUUAAGGACUUUGUAGAGUCAUACAAUUCUCUCGUCCAGAAACUCGGGAAAUUUGCCGAUAGAAAUGCAGAAUUAGAACUUUCCGAAAAGACAGCAACUGAAAAAAACGCCAGUUUAUCCCGAGAGAUCGAGAUUUUAAGGGAACAAGGGAGCCCAGUAAAUCAGAAAAGAACAGCAGAGUUGGAGCAGCAGAUUCAAAGCCUUAAAGAUGAACGUGCUGACUUAUAUAAAACUCAAGGAAUGAAUGCACAACGAUUGUUGGAUGUAAAUGAUGUUUUGCGUAAUCACGAAGAGACGGCUAAAAAGAACAAAGAAGAAAUUCAAAAGUUAACUGAAGCAAAUCAAACUUUAACAAAUAAAGUUGAUCUUCAGGUUCAAGUCCUUCGUGAGAAAGACGUUACUAUUCAG
Racocetra persica is the source of this 524-nucleotide messenger RNA. NCBI's taxonomy places the organism in Eukaryota, Fungi, Glomeromycota, Glomeromycetes, Diversisporales, Gigasporaceae. The record is from the annotation of a GenBank genome assembly.